Messenger RNA from Dendronephthya gigantea, 2414 nucleotides. RefSeq names its product conserved oligomeric Golgi complex subunit 2-like. Gene Ontology annotation, cellular component: COG complex; membrane. The record is from RefSeq and is a predicted model, not a curated record. The coding region runs from base 16 to 2343 and encodes 775 amino acids. Lineage: Eukaryota; Metazoa; Cnidaria; Anthozoa; Malacalcyonacea; Nephtheidae. Gene Ontology annotation, biological process: protein transport; Golgi organization; intra-Golgi vesicle-mediated transport. The transcript is spliced from 19 exons.
GUUCUUUGCAUCCUGAUGAUUGAAGAAGCCUUGGGCAUAAGCCAGGACACAUCCACUGAUCUCGAGGUGUGGAUGAAGCAAUGUACAGAGGUGCACCCCAAUUCCCCCCGCUCAUUAAGUCUGGUCAUGGGUGAAAGCGACAAGGAGAUAUUGGUGGAGCCUCAGUCCUCUUGCUUUAGUAGAAAUGAUUUUAUGCAGGAUGACUUUCAGGUGGAUAAGUUUGUGGCUGAAUGCAAGAAGAUUGUUCCUUUAAACGUUUUUAAGAAAGAGCUGGACGAUUAUUUGAGGCUGCUCAAGAAUGCACUCAUUGAGCUCAUUAAUCAGGACUAUGCUGAUUUUGUUAACCUGUCUACGAACCUGGUUGGAAUGGACAAAGCUAUUAAUAAUCUUACUAUCCCAUUGGGUCAACUGAGAGAGGAAAUUCUGUCAAUCCAAAAUGAUCUUGAUUCAACAAUUAAAUCAGUUGAGAACAAAUUGAAACAGAGAGCGGAGUUGCGUGAGAAAAAGGUUUUUACUCAAAAUCUGCUCAAUAUCACCCAUUGCAUGGAGAAAAUUGAGCGUGUUUUCAAAUCAGGAGAUGGGGAAAAGGAAACAGACAAAGAGAGCUCAGAACAGGCAGGGCAUUUGAUUGAAAGAGUUGCCAGCGAUUUUAACCAACUUCAGUUUUAUGUAACCCAAUGCCAGGGCCAUCCUUUGGUGGAAAAGAUAAGAUCACGUAUAUCAGGUAUUACUAGCACCCUUCAGAAGAAUCUUGAGGCUUCGUUUCAAGAAGGGCUAAAACUUGGGGACACAAAGACACUCACACAGUGCUUAAGGACAUAUGCUAUCAUUGAUAAAAUCUCCUACGCUGAAAACUUGUUCAGGACCUUCGCUGUUAAGCCAUAUAUGAAGAUUAUAACAGAACAAGCUUUGCAAUCAAAUAGCAAGGGUCUUCAAGGCUUAUAUGAAAAUGUCCUAGAUUUUAUACCAAACUACUGUAGCAAACUUAUUGAUGUGACGUCUGGCAAGACACUGGACCCCAGUGUGGAGGUGUCGGGAAAUAUUACACAAAGCAUCAAGGGAUACAAUUUCAUUGUGAAUUCUGUUUGGCCGGAAAUUGCAUCAGCAGUCCAGAAUAAUUUAACAUCGAUAUUUGCACCUGGAGACCCUGAUGCAUUUCAUAAGAAAUACACGAUAACCAUGAAUUUCGUACAAGAGUUCGAGAAGCAAUGUCGCUCGCAAGAGAAUAUUAAACAACUUCGUAAUCACCCAUCUUAUGGCGCACUCAUUUCACGUUGGAGUCUGCCUGUCUACUUUCAAAUAAGAUUUCAAGAAAUAGCCGGGGAACUAGAAACAUCGAUGUUAACACAGUGCACAGUAAACGAAGAUGAAGCACCUUUACACGUGAACGUCACUCGCCAGUUUUGGAGCUGUUUGGAAAGGUGCUGGCACAAGAAUAUUUUCCUAUCCGCAUUAUGUCAUCGGUUUUGGAAACUAUCGUUACAGCUUAUUGCUCGCCUCUCCAAAUGGCUUGCUGGUUUAAAAUUGCAAGAGACCGUUCCUGUCAAAAGUAAAGUGUCCAGCGGUCUCCCAAACGCAGGGCAAGACGCGGAGACUACCGAGGGACAGGGCGAAAGUGACGGUAGUCACGUGACCGUCUCACAGCUUGUUUAUAUUAUUGCCGAUGUCUUUCAUAUCCUGAAACAGAUUCCAGAAUUAUGGAAAGAUAUAAUUUCUCCAAAACUGCCAGACAUUACUCCGCAAGAACAAGAUAAUUUAAAAGAUAUAUUGAUUAACAAACGCUGCAGUGAUCUACAACAAACCUUACCUCAAUUAUCGUCGCUUAUUGUCGAUCACGUCAGCACGCUGAGCGCUAAUUGUUUGGAUGGAGCAAAGAAUAUACCCAGACUUUAUAGAAGAACGAAUCGUGAGGCCCCACUAAAACCGUCCGCGUACAUAACAAAUUUAAUCGAUCCAAUCCGGGCGCUAAAAGUGAAUCAUGGAAAAAACGCAAGCCAGGAACAACUACUGGAAUGGUCUGUGGCAAUAUCAGAAAGCGUUUCAGACAAGUUUUACAAUGUCACCUCUGAUGUUUUGACCUCAAUCAAGAGAACUGAGGACAGUUUGUUGAGGUUAAAAAGAAUCAAGAAAAGUGAUAAUCCAUCCACAAAUCCUGCGACGACAGAGAAAGGAAAGAUGUCAGACGAUGAUAAAAUUCGUAUGCAGUUUGCAUUAGAUGCAGAAGAAUUUGGAAAGCAGAUAUCAUCUCUUGGCAUACCUGUGGACAAAGUUUCUUCGUACAAAAAACUGGUUGCUUUUGUAGAAAAUGCUAGAAGUUCAUCUCCAAGUAAUUCAUCUUCAUGAGAUAGAUACAGGACUUGUUGUAUAGUUUUAGUUUAAAUACUACCGUAGAAUUGAAUUAAUAAAACAGUGAU